Erythranthe guttata (spotted monkey flower) is the source of this 918-nucleotide messenger RNA. Its product is annotated as cold shock domain-containing protein 4-like. The record is from RefSeq and is a predicted model, not a curated record. NCBI's taxonomy places the organism in Eukaryota, Viridiplantae, Streptophyta, Magnoliopsida, Lamiales, Phrymaceae. Gene Ontology annotation, molecular function: zinc ion binding; nucleic acid binding.
CGUACGAAGCCCAUAUAGAAUACAAGAGAUAUAAUUUGUAGAGAGAGAAAGUAAUAGAGAGAGAGAGAGGUUUGAGAAAAAAGUAGGGUUUUGUAACAAUGGCUGAGAGUGAUUUGAAAAAGGGUACAGUUAAGUGGUUCAACGAUCAGAAGGGUUUCGGAUUCAUUACCCCCGACGAUGGCAGCGACGAUCUGUUCGUUCACCAGUCCGCCAUCAAAUCCGAGGGUUUCCGCAGCCUCGGCGAGGGCGAGACGGUGGAGUUCACCGUCGAGCACGGCAACGACGGCCGCGCCAAGGCGGCGAACGUGACCGGUCCGGACGGUGCUGCCGUGCAGGGAACCACGCGCGGUGGUGGCGGAGGCGGUGGAUCUUACGGCGGACGAGACGGUGGUAGCCGAGGCGGCGGUGGCUACGGUGGAGGAGGUGGCUACGGCGGAGGUGGCUACGAUGGAGGUAGCAGAGGCGGCGGCGGAUACGGCGGUGGUGGCGGUGGAUACGGCGGCGGUGGUGGCGGAGGUAGCGGUUGCUACAAGUGCGGUGAGAAUGGACAUAUGGCUAGGGACUGUCCUCAGGGCGGAGGCGGCGGCGGUGGUGGUGCAAGGUAUGGAGGCGGUGGCGGUGGAAGAUCCGGUGGUGGCGGUGGAGGCUGCUACAACUGUGGCGAAGAAGGCCAUUUCUCGCGCGAAUGCCCUACUGCCAGCCGUUAGAUCUGAUUUGGAUGGUGGAUCUGUCUUUCUAUUUUAUAUUUAGUAUUAAUCUAGUUUUUAUCUGUUUUUUUUUUCUUUUUUUUUUUAAUUUUUUUUUUGAAGUUGUUUUGAAAUGGUGAACCAUUUGUUAUUCAUGGUUUGGUAAUUGUGGUCACUCUGCGGCAGUAUUAUGAUAUGACGAAUGUUUGGUUUUAAAUAUUUUGUGUUUGUU